Molecule: messenger RNA, 1195 nt
Organism: Manis pentadactyla (Chinese pangolin)
Lineage: Eukaryota; Metazoa; Chordata; Mammalia; Pholidota; Manidae
Gene: S100A16
Product: S100 calcium binding protein A16
Exons: 3
Coding region: 257-568 (103 amino acids)
Cellular component (GO): perinuclear region of cytoplasm; nucleus
Molecular function (GO): calcium ion binding
Source: RefSeq, a predicted model, not a curated record
AAAAAGGUGUGUAUCUCUUUAACAAGGGCCCAGCCCCAGGGCCAAGUCUAGAGGGAGGCCGGUUGCUACCUCCCCACCGAGCCAGCUCAGCCAGGCAGGGCUGGGAGGGAGUGGGGACAGAUUCUGGGAGUGCAGCGGGGAGGAGUCCUGGCCGGCGAGCGGGAGCUGCUGGGCAGUGCCAGAGCGCAGGUCCUAGAGCCCUGCUGGAGAGGAGGAGGAUCAAGGAGGCAGGCCCCGAGAGGAGUGAGGUGGUGAGAUGGCGGACUGCUACACGGAGCUGGAGAAGGCGGUCGUGGUCCUGGUGGAAAACUUCUACAAAUACGUGUCUAAGCACAGCCUGGUCAAGAACAAGAUCAGCAAGAGCAGCUUCCGGAAGAUGCUCCAGAAAGAGCUCAACCACAUGCUGACGGACACGGGUAACCGGAAGGCUGCUGACAAGCUCAUUCAGAACCUGGAUGCCAACCACGAUGGGCGCAUCAGCUUCGACGAGUACUGGACCUUGAUAGGGGGCAUCACCAGCCCCAUUGCCAACCUUAUCCGCCAACAGGAGCAGCAGAGCAGCAGCUAGAGGACCCCUCCCACCGUCCCUGCUUGGCCCCGCCCCAAUGCCCAGCUCCAGAUGUCUUCCCAGGCCCCCUCUUCAGCCUCCUCUGUCCACCCAGGCCCGUCUGCACAUCUCCCCCUAGACCCUCUCCUGUGACGCUUGCCGAGCAGGAGAAGGGGUAGGCUCAGGGCCCCUUUGUGAGUGUCUCAGUCUGGGGGUGCCUCUCUGAGGGUCUCAGUCCCUGGAGCCAGCAGGCCCUGGGGGCCCCUCAGUGAGAUCUCAGUGCUGUUUGGGGACCCCAACGGUUUUCCCACCUGCUCAGUCCAUCAAACCUUCCAAUGUCUGAUGUUCCUGCGUGAUUCCAGAUCUGUCCUGACCUCUGGAGGCCACCUUGCUGCUUGAGUUCACCCUGCUCAUGGCCCCAGGAGCAGAGACCUCUCCCCGUUCCCUCAGCCCCUCUGCUGGGUAGAGAAGACUUGCAGGGGCUCCCCUCCAGCUGCCUCUGGGUCUGGGAACCACUAAGCAGGAUGGAGCCACCCCCCUCCUGCUCAGGCCCCUGAAAUGAUAAUAAAGGCUGGAUUCUGAGUUUGUAUCCCCUUCCCCCAAUCCCUUUGUGAUGCUCAUUAAAACCUUUCCAGUCCUUGGAAGCUC